Messenger RNA from Suillus subalutaceus, 1115 nucleotides. RefSeq lists its product as uncharacterized. The record is from RefSeq and is a predicted model, not a curated record. The transcript has 2 exons. Bases 214 to 1062 code for a protein of 282 amino acids. NCBI's taxonomy places the organism in Eukaryota, Fungi, Basidiomycota, Agaricomycetes, Boletales, Suillaceae.
CGUUCCCGACGCACGUUUUAGACAUGCAAUCUAUCGAAGGAAAGGUGACUAAGAAUAUCGCGCGAUGAAGUAACUGAGUAGGUAAAGAUUGACUGGUCUCGUUAUCGGUCGCAGAAGCGACCGGUACCGAGCCUAUUGAGAAAGAGAAGACAUUGCGUGAAAGAUUGCGUCGACAUAGUAAUUCCGAAGAGGCAGAAAGUGAGUUUGCAGGAAAUGAAGGAGACUAUGUAUUGUGAGGAAAGCAGCGUAAACUCACACCAGAACGUCUCCAAUUCUAUCCCUGGCUCCAGCCGAAGGAGUAUCGAUUUGUCUCCAUACGGAAGGCAGAUCAGCUUACCCUCGGGCCUCGAUUGCUAUGAAGAGUGGACGGAGGACCCCAAGUACUAUCAGUGCCAAGUCACUAGUACCCCAGGAUGUCCUAACUUCCCGUCCUCCCAAUGGACCCUCCUUUUCGGGGGAAGAGCUCCAGACCUUGAGAAAAUCUUAUCGGGAGAUUACUACACUACCAUCGAUCCUAAACAGAUUCAAGAGCUCGGAAAAGGAUUUGAAAUAAUCUUCUCCCAACUAACUACCACUCAUCGCGUACGAUCCUAUGGAGACUGGAGCGUCGCUUCAGAGCUCUGGAUUGAUGUCUUGUCGUUCAUCAUGCCGUGGAAGGAGUUUGAGCUUCGUGAUUACAGGCGGUAUUUGUCCGGAAUCUCCGCCUUGUUCACUUCAGCGUCCAUUCCCGUAUCAUCGACUUCGAUCGAGGCCCCCAUAAACGCGGAGACUGCGGCUCUGUGGCAAAAGGGUCUAAAUGAUACCAUAGCGCGAGGCCAGCGUUUUCGACAGCAGGCAGAUGCGGCAAAACAGGCGCAGAAGAAAGCUGAGAAUGAUGCUUGGACAGUGAAGAUCAACCAAAAUGCAGUCACAAAAGAUUUCGACACUCCACUCUCCUCGUACAGGCUCAAGGUCGAUUUUCUCACUGUCGCGCAAGCUCUCGAACUCGCUAUCGAAAUGGACGCAAUUGCUUCACUGACCAAGACACACCUUCUUUUGUACCAUACUAUCCUAGCCAUUUAAAUAGUUCCUACAGCCCCUCAUGAUUUUGUACCAGUUCAUAAUGCACAUUCAAU